CUUGCAGCGUUAGCUGGCGGACAAACAAACUUGCUUAUCCACUGGUUCAUCGCGCGUUUUUGUUGUCCAUAUUUUACGCUUUGAUUCAGCUCAAAUAGGUAGCGUUUAGGCAGCGUUAAUGUUUUAGCGACGAACAUUACAGUAAAACUCAAGUAUUGGCUAACCAUUUGCGAAUAUUAGCUUAGCCCAGCGUAAGCUAGUUAGCUUAGCCACCACGCUAAAUUCUGAAGCAUUUUGUUUUCUGCAUUUCGCGUUAACGGAUUUGAAAACGACUUCAAAAGCUUAAAUAUGUCGGCGGAGUAUGAUUUUGGCGACGACUCGGGCCUGAAGGGGAUGGAGCAGGAUGCAGGUGGGACCAUGGACGAUCCCAUGAACGCGGUCGGUGAUUCGGGCUUUAUGGGCGCGGAGGCCGAAGGAUCCAAAAUCGACGCCAGCAAAAACGAAGAGGACGAAGGGAAGAUGUUUGUUGGAGGACUCAGCUGGGACACGACCAAAAAAGACCUGAAGGAUUACUUCUCCAAGUUUGGGGAGGUUGUAGACUGUACAUUAAAGCUGGAUCCUAUGACCGGCCGUUCAAGAGGCUUUGGCUUUGUGCUCUUUAAAGAUUCUGAAAGUGUUGAAAAGGUUGCCUCACAGAAGGAGCACAAACUCAAUGGAAAAGUAAUUGAUCCCAAAAAAGCCAAGGCCAUGAAGAGCAAGGAGCAAGUGAAGAAGAUAUUUAUCGGUGGUCUCUCUCCAGAUACACCCGAGGACAAAGUCAAAGAGUACUUCAGUACCUUUGGAGAGGUGGAAUCCAUUGAACUUCCUGUGGAGAACAAAACUAACAAGAGGAGGGGCUUUGGCUUCAUCACGUUCAAGGAGGAGGAACCAGUGAAGAAAAUCAUGGAGAAAAAGUAUCACGGCAUUGGGCUAAGCAAGUGUGAAGUAAAGGUGGCCAUGUCCAAGGAGCAGUACCAGCAGCAGCAGUACUGGGGAGGUAGAGGAGGAUACUCGCCCAGAUCUCGAGGAAGAGGUGGAGGGCCCAAUCAAAGUUACAGCCAAGGUUAUAGUGGCUACUGGAAUCAAGGCUACGGGAAUUAUGGGAAUUAUGGAUACGGUAAUCAAGGAUAUGGAGGAUAUGGUGGCUAUGAUUACUCUAAUUACAACAGCUAUUACGGAUAUGGCGACUAUAACAAUCAGUCUGGUGGUUAUGGAAAGUUUCCAAGACGAGGUGGUCACCAGACCAGUUAUAAGCCGUAUUGAUGGGAGAAGCCCACAGACUCAACGGAGCUUCCUUGCAGGCCAUGAGCUGACUCCCAGAUACUCUCAGGGCCCGCUCAAUGCGGACCGGGUACGAGAAGCAUACGCUCUCGAAUGCUGCCAUUUGGUAUGGUCUUCCAACAUCCUGUAUCAGCAUUUCUAAACUAAACAAUAUGGGACACGUCCAGCUUUGUCAUCUCUUUUCAUUUUACUUUGUAUGCAAAUGUUUUAAUGUAAAAAUUAAAAUAAAUACAUGUAAUUGCCAUUUUUUACAGGCCCACAAGUAAUGGUUAUAAAUAUGAAAUAACUGUUUGUUUUUCAAAGGAUACAUACAGCAUUCUCUGGACUUUCCAGUUCCCAUUGUUAAUAUUCCUAAUCUUAUCUGAAAUGCUUGUUUUUUUUAGCAGACAUAGCCACUAGUCCAUGAGCUAAAACCUGCUUUGUGUUUGAGUGCUACUGUGUUGGGAGGGAAAAGUACAUUACUUUGUGUACCUAUAUUAUUCUGUUUUUCUGUUACCGACAGCGAUGGAAAAGACUCUUCUUUUUAAGUGUUGUUAAUUUUCCUGUAACAACUUUUCCUUACGUAUGUAAAACAUGAGUAAAGUGAACAGUUCCAGAAAUUUGCAUGUAAUGUUUUCUUUAACGUGUAUUUUUGAUCAAUUGAAGGUUUCUUCUAUUCCACAUUUUGACAUUGACUUCGAUUUAUUGCACUUCAGGAUUUCUAGCUUAUGGACUAACAUCUCAAAAAACUGUAAACCUGUUAAAAUAAGUGUUCUGAGCUUGUUUUGUCAGUUGUUUUUAACAUUUGACUUUAUAAA
Molecule: messenger RNA, 2057 nt
Organism: Thalassophryne amazonica
Lineage: Eukaryota; Metazoa; Chordata; Actinopteri; Batrachoidiformes; Batrachoididae
Gene: hnrnpd
Product: heterogeneous nuclear ribonucleoprotein D
Exons: 8
Coding region: 289-1242 (317 amino acids)
Biological process (GO): regulation of gene expression
Cellular component (GO): nucleoplasm
Molecular function (GO): RNA binding
Source: RefSeq, a predicted model, not a curated record